Messenger RNA from Cladocopium goreaui, 1989 nucleotides. NCBI's taxonomy places the organism in Eukaryota, Dinophyceae, Suessiales, Symbiodiniaceae. The record is from the annotation of a GenBank genome assembly.
AUGUUGCAAAUGGCCUUUCGUUUGCUGGUUUGUCCAAUUGUCAUUUAUGUUUGCGUAGCUGAAACCCCCAGUCGUGGUCAUCACCAGGGUCAGCUGCAGGCUGAGGUAUCUGAAGAUGGUAGAAUCAUGAUGCAAAAAACUGAGGAACCAGAAACUCAAGAGACAGAACCCCAACGUCGUGAGGAGCCACAAACUCAUCAAGAGACGGAGCUCCAGGGUCAUGAGGAACCACUUGCUCAUGAAGAGGCGGAAUUUCAAGAUCAUGAGGAGCCGCAAAAGGACGAAUCUCCCGAGGCUCAUGAAGCCCAACUCCUGGAGGAGGAGCAUGGCGAGGCGGCCUCGGAGCUUGCGGACGGCGAGGUGGAGAUCUUCUCCAAGUGGGGCCGGCGGCGACGCCGCCGGCGAAGUCGAAGGAGAGCCAUUCCUUGUGUCUGGCAUGGUUGGGGUGGCUGGACGUCGUGCAACAAGCCGUGUGGCACGGGACAACAAAGCCGCACACGUGGGGUGAGAGUCCACGCUCAACACGGAGGAAGAGGAUGCACUGGCUCCGGCAAGGAGACCAGGAACUGCAAUACACAUCAUUGUCCAGUCAAUUGUGUUUGGAAACCUUUUGGAGCCUGGGGAAAGUGCUCCAAAACGUGCGCUGGUGGAGUGCAGAAACGAACGAGGGGCGUGGCGAGGGCUGCCGCCCAUGGCGGGAAAAAGUGCACUGGUGCGGCCGAGGAGUCGAAGAAGUGCAACGAGCAACCCUGUCCCGUGGAUUGUAAAUACGCCGAGUGGGGCGAGUGGGCCGACUGCAGUGUGACCUGUGGCAACGGCACAAGGAAGCACGCGCGGGAGGUUGAGACCGAAGCACAGCAUGGAGCUGUGAUGCCUGCCUGGUUGGGUGACUUGCUCCGUCUUUUGUCGGUGGGUGGCUCUACUCAGUGGUUUGGUUUGGUGUGCCCUGUUCACUGCACGGUCUCCUUGCCCUACUUGCUGUCUAUGUUCUGUGCUGGGGUGUGCCUUGGGAUUUUGGGCACCGUCUUCUCUGCUGAAUUCUCCUGUGGCCUUGGCCUUGUGGCCAUUCCCCCAGCAUCCCUGCCUCCACCUCCCUCCGGAUCAGUCCUGACGGUCAUUGUCACUCUUCGAUUUCUUGCUGACGGCCUCGAAGCCGUCAAGACAUUGGAUCGCGGCCCUUUGUUUCUGUAUGUGCUGCUUCUCCCAGAGUUCGAGGUAGAAGGCGCUGUUCCCGAUGCCUUGGUGUCCUCCGAUCUCCUUCUGGCUGUGGACGAGCUUUUGGGUCCUUGCGCUCAGGUUUCAGUGGGAUUGGCAGCAGAAGGCGAAGACGGGCAAGAAGUUCCCUUAGAUCUCGCGACUUUGGAGCCCCCUUGGGCAGGGAAAGCUUCCCCUGCCACGAAGGCCAAGGCAAAAGCUCCUUCUCGGAAUGUUGCAGCUCAACGUCCUGCGCAUCGGCGCGAUUUCGAGCAGCUUCCAAUUUCUCCUCAAGCGCUCAGCAAGACCCAGUUUAUGUCCACGAUUGGAGGAGCUCCAAAGACCAAGCAAGCUCCUCCUGCAGUGCCAGGUCUUUUCCCGGAGGACGAGCCAGCGGUGCCUUUGGAGGAGAUGGAGAUGGACAGGCCGGACUUGGAUCCCAUUUCACAUUCUCUGCCUGUGCAACAAAAGGAUCUUCCAUCUUUCCAGGGCAAAGCGGUGGUCACCUGGAGCGUCAAGGAGGGUUUGGAGGAGGAUCCGCCGGCUGGAGUGUUCGCGGCGAAGCCUCCGGCCACCAACCCUCGGUUGAGGGCCUUUGCUCCCCUGUGUCCUCCAGAGUGGGCAACGACGGCCUUAGCCUAUCUGAAGGAGGCAGAUGUGAUUCAGUCUCGCCGCCAAGAAGCUAUCCCCAACCGGAAGCCAGUUGGAAAUCUUUCCGAGAAAGCCGAGGCUGCGCCCAAGCGGAAGAAUCAGAGAUACCCCAAGAAGCGGACGAAAGAUGAUCCAUGGAGGUGA